GCUAUCCGCUGAAUUUUAACCGUUGUACCAAACAAGCCCUUCGCCUUAAGACAAGAGCUUCCAAAUCUUUCCUUCCUUUUUAAAACUGAUAACCAGACAUCACUCUCUAGAGAGAAUCGAGACCUGAAAACGCAAAAUGAUGGGAAAGGAUUUAAGCAAUGAUUAGGUUUUGUCAAUGAAAGAAGCCUUCACUCUCUUCGACACCGAUGGCGAUGGUAAGAUUGCUCCGUCGAAAUUGGGGAUCCUCAUGCGCUCGCUCGGGGGCAACAUGACCCAGGCACAACUCAAGUCCAUAAUCGUCGAAGAAAAGUUAAUGGUGCCUUUUAACUUCCCUCGGUUUUUGGAUCUCAUGGCGAAGCAUAUGAAACCUAAGCCAUUCGAUCGACAGCUACGCAAUGCGUUCAAGGUCCUCAAUAAAGAGUUCACCGGCCUCAUGUCCAUGGCGGAUCUGAGACACAUUUUGAACAGCAUUGGGGAGAAGCUAAAGCCGUUUGAGUUUGGUGACAUAGUGUUUAAAAAGAGCAGGAUUUUUACACGUCAGCCUCCAGCGUGUAAAAAAAUGACACACUAGCAUAGGCUAAAUGGAGAUCGUGACUGGUGAUGAUGUCAGCAGUUAAAUAAUGGGUGAUAUGGAUCAAUUGAUAAUUUUGAGGGGCUAAAUGUCCCUUCAUUUUUUUGAGGGUGAAUCCGUUCCUACCCAUGUUUUUUGUUAAAUACCCUUUUUGGUCCUUCUAUUAUAAGAAAAAGUCCUUUUUUUA
Rubroshorea leprosula is the source of this 758-nucleotide messenger RNA. NCBI's taxonomy places the organism in Eukaryota, Viridiplantae, Streptophyta, Magnoliopsida, Malvales, Dipterocarpaceae. The record is from the annotation of a GenBank genome assembly.